AGCAGCGCAGAGCGCGGUGGCCAAUGGGGUGCGGUGUUGCUGAGCGGUGGGUGUGUGGGAGGCGCGAGCAGCUCCGCUCCCCCUCACAGCGCGAGCCUCGGGCGGCGGUUGGUUUGAGCGGGAAGCCGUGAGGAGGAGGAGGAGGAGGAAGAGAGAGAAGAGGAAGGUGAGCGGAGAUGCCCGACUACCUGGAGGACCCCUCGGUGCUGACCAAGGAGCGGCUGAAGAGCGAGCUGCUGGCCCACAGCGUGUCGCUGCCGCACGGCGAGCACAGGAAGGACGUGUAUGUGCAGCUGUACCUGCAGCACCUCACGGCCCGCAACCAGGGCCGCAGCCUCGAGUUCUCCAGCGACGAUGAUGAGGAGGAGGAGGGCGCGGCGGCGGCGGCGCGGGCCAGGAGCGGCCCGGGGGCCAGGAAAGCCACGAAGAAGACAGACAAAACCAAAGUGGAUGAUUAUGUGGAUGUGACCGAGCUGACUGACGAGGAUCUGAAAGAAGAGCUUGUAAAGUUUGGAUAUUCUCCUGGUCCUAUUGUUGCCACCACAAGGAAGGUGUAUGAGAAGAAGCUGCUGAAGCUGUUGAACCAGGACUCAGUUGCUGAGGAAAUCCAGCCGAAUGGCAGCACGGAUUCUGAUCAGUAUAGCGACACGGAAGAAGACAUCCAGACUGUGCAGAAGGAAGUAUUUGUAAGUGAGAUUAUAAGCAACACAAAGACCCAUGUCACCAGGCAAAGAAAAACAGAGUACAAUCAGGAUAAACCCACCCCAGAGAAGAUUGUGAACUACUCUACUAGACCUGACAAGCGAUCCAUGCAAUGGAAAACAGCUGAUCACGUGAUCUCGACCAGAGACCAGGUGGUAGAAAAAGCCGCGGUGAAGGAGAAUUUGCUUCAAGAUUUGUGUCCCACUGAAGCACCGACUCCUACAGGAAUCAGUGCCACUUGCCGUAAACCAAUCCGAGGGGCUGCCGGGAGACCGAUAGAAUUCACUUACAAGGAUACACCUCUGAGGAGUGCAAGAGUUCAAGCAAAUUAUUUUCCAAAAGUCCAGCCAAAAGUAACUCAAGCUAAACCAGAGAAGAGUAAAAGCAAGCGCUCUGUGCCCAUCUGGAUCCAGAUUGUGCUCCUUAUCCUUGUGGCUUUCUUCUUGUUUAUGGUUUAUCAAGCUAUGGAAACCAACAAGGGCAAUCCCUUUGCUCUUAAUUCAGGCUCCCCUGGAUUGCCCACUGGGAGUGAGUGAGUGAGUCAGGCAGCACGUUGAGUACCAGUGUGGCAAGCUUAACCAUUGUUUAGUGCAUUCUGAAAUACUGAGCAGGACGAGCAACUCUGCUUUGUCAUCAAUAGACUUGGAGUGAAAAAUCGUGUCAAACAAAAUCUUAUGAUAAAACAAAGUGGACAUCUGAGAUGAAUCUGACUUCUGAUUUAAGAACCGACUUUAUUAAGUCUGCGUGCCAUACAAAGUAACUCGUUUAAAAGUUGCUGCCUCCUUUUUUGUAAACUAUUUUUCUAAAGUUAGAUUUUCUUGACCAAGCAAUUGAUCGGUGGUACAGUUUGUGUAAUGAAUGCAGUAAAGGUACAAUGUGAAGCUCUGUGUGCUUGCAACGGUUUUAAAUAUUAUUUCCUUUGGGAUUAACGUGUAUGUGAAAUUACCAUUUUUUUUUGAAACUUUUUAUAUGUUUUUGAGGAAGGUUAGGCUAUUGUUUACAUAAGGGUGGGGUAAAGGAAAGGUGUUCUACAAGUAACACUGAUUUGGGUAAUAAGAUUGCUUUAACCUGUAUUGGACCUGUCGGGUAAAGAUUAGAUUAAAAAUUUCUCAUUUACUGGUUACAGUAUCCACGACAAAUUAUGUUUGAGAGAACAUUUGUUCCUGAGGAAUUGCUAUUAGCUGGAGCUAAAAAUUACAUCUUGAGCCUUGACACAUACAAUAAUCAUUUCUGCUGGUAUCAAAUAUUCUCCACUUCUCAUUGCUAACCGUUACUGUGAUGUUUUUAUAGCUCACUGUGUUAGAUCACAUAGCCAUAUACAAAUGUCUAUAGUAAUCGUCUAGACUUGUGUAUUUUAAUUGAUUAGAAAAUCAUGUCUCUUUAGGAAACUUAUUUAUUAGCAAUACUAAGUGUCCAUAUUUGAAAUAAAAUUUCCAGUAAUGACUA
Callorhinchus milii (elephant shark) is the source of this 2148-nucleotide messenger RNA. RefSeq names its product lamina-associated polypeptide 2, isoforms beta/gamma. The transcript has 7 exons. The record is from RefSeq and is a predicted model, not a curated record. Bases 177 to 1238 code for a protein of 353 amino acids. Gene Ontology annotation, molecular function: DNA binding. Lineage: Eukaryota; Metazoa; Chordata; Chondrichthyes; Chimaeriformes; Callorhinchidae.